AUGAAGAGAAUUAGAGAGGAAUUUUUAUGGGUUUGUUUGGUUUUUGGGUGCUUAACUUCUAGGGUUUGGUCACAGCGACAACCACAGCCACAGGGUCCCCAAGUGCCUUGUUUCUUCAUCUUUGGGGACUCAUUGGUGGAUAAUGGAAACAACAACAGGAUACUCACACUUGCUAGGGCUAAUUACAGACCUUAUGGCAUCGACUUUCCUCAGGGUGCCACUGGUCGAUUCACCAAUGGCAGAACUUAUGUCGAUGCGCUUGCUCAACUCUUGGGAUUCCCAUUUUAUAUUCCACCUUAUUCAAGAACUCGAGGUCCAGCAUUGUUAAGGGGAGUGAAUUAUGCAUCUGGAGCAGCAGGCAUUCUUGAUGAAACAGGCAACAAUUUGGGUGGUCACGCUUCCAUGAACCAGCAAGUAGCUGAUUUUGGAGAAACAGUGACUCAAAUGAGGAGGUUUUACAGAGGAGACGCAAAUGGACUCAACAGCUAUCUAAGCAAAUGCAUAUUUUACAGUGGAAUGGGAAGUAACGAUUAUCUAAACAAUUAUUUUAUGACUGAUUUCUAUUCAUCUCACUCAGAUUACACUCCCAAAGCUUUCGCUGAUUUACUUCUUCGGGAUUACACCCGCCAAUUAAUGCAAUUGUAUAACUUGGGGGCUCGGAAGGUAAUUGUGACAUUAGUUGGACCAAUCGGUUGCAUACCAUAUCAGCUAGCACGAUUCAAUGGUAACAACACCAGGUGCAAUGAGAACGUCAACAAGGCCAUUGUUCUCUUCAACUCAGGCCUCCGCAAGCUGGUUGAUCAAUUUAAUGGAGGUCAACUUCCUGGAGCAAAGUUCGUUUUAAUUGAUUCCUACCAAAGCUCUAACGAUCUAUAUUUGAACGGAUCUAGUUAUGGAUUUGAAGUGCUAGACAAGGGAUGCUGUGGAGUGGGAAAGAACAAUGGGCAAAUAACUUGUCUUCCUCUUCAAGGACCUUGUGAUGAUCGCAGAAAGUAUCUGUUUUGGGAUGCUUUUCAUCCCACUGAAAUGGCUAACAUUUUAUUAGCUAGAGCAACAUAUUCUUCUCAAUCAUACACUUAUCCAAUCAAUAUUCAGCAAUUGGCGAGUCUCUAGCUAAUUAUCAAACUGUUGAUUCAUUAGUGCUAUUGGAUUUUCGGAAUUAA
Pistacia vera is the source of this 1163-nucleotide messenger RNA. Its product is annotated as GDSL esterase/lipase At1g33811. The record is from RefSeq and is a predicted model, not a curated record. NCBI's taxonomy places the organism in Eukaryota, Viridiplantae, Streptophyta, Magnoliopsida, Sapindales, Anacardiaceae. Bases 1 to 1113 code for a protein of 370 amino acids. Gene Ontology annotation, molecular function: hydrolase activity, acting on ester bonds. The transcript has 5 exons.